This is a messenger RNA of Clonostachys solani, 1188 nucleotides long. The record is from the annotation of a GenBank genome assembly. NCBI's taxonomy places the organism in Eukaryota, Fungi, Ascomycota, Sordariomycetes, Hypocreales, Bionectriaceae.
AUGCAAUCAACAGCAGAUGCAGAGAAUACAGCAGGCAAUACGGCAGGCAAUACGGCAGGAGAUACGGCAGAGAACACAACAGAGAGCACACCAAAGAACACACUAAAGAACACAACAGAGAACACAGUAUACAAUACAGCAGACUAUAUAGCAGAGAAUAUAGCAGAGAACAUUUCGAUUCUUCAUCUUCUGCACAAAGUCGCUGUACCGCCAGAAUCUAAUCCAGUCACACUUCCCAUCGGUCAUGACCCAACAGAAUAUAGCCUUCCAUUUGAGAAAGAAAGAGCUCUUACUAUUAUGCUCGCUUAUAUCUCUUGCAUCAAGAACGAUACCGAACGCGUCCCCGCUCUGUGCAUUAGAGAGAACAAAGCUGAAAACCAAUUAGACAUUCUCUUAGCCGUUAACGCGCCCAAGAACCCCGAUGAGGCGUCUAAGGAUCCCAUCAACGCGUCCAAGAAUGCCGUUAACGCAUCCAAGAAUGCUAAUAACGCAGCCCAUGAUGCCCAUAACGCAUCCAAUGAUGCUGAUCACACAUCUAAUGAUGCUCAUAAAUCAUCUAAUGAUGCUGACAACCGUGAUAUCCACGAGAUUCAGGAGAAAUUCCAAAGCCUCUUCAAGCUAUUACCCUCAGUCCCUACAUCCGGCAAUGCAGAACAAGACAUCUUCGCUGAGAUAGUUUCAAUGUGUACCACUCGAAUACUUGAGCGUUUAAGAUUGGCCAGCCCAAAAGAUAAGCGAAAAGAAAAGAGCUCCAUGGAAAGACACAUCAAGAAGUCCAUCGAUAGUCUCGCCGAAAAAUCGACCGAAUUCGUCUGCGCAGCCCAGGAUUGGUUUGACAUGAUAGGCCAAUGGAGGGAGAAUAACACCACUUCCGGGCUGGCUCAAGUUGUCGAAAGCGCCGACAAACUCUCGCAAUUGACGGAUAUGGAGAGCGUCCUGGAUGGCAUCUCCAACCAAGAGAUGGAACCAACUGCGAGAACGAGCCUUUUAAAUACUAUUAAGAAAGUUGGCAGAUACAGAAAUGCCGCUAGGGUCCUUUACAGGACAGCCAAGAAGUUCCCAAUUGCGCGGAGAAUGAACUUGGUCCCGUCACAAUAUCUGAGACUACUGUCGAUGCAAAAGACGAUCGCAACAGUAGCCCAGCUGAGCCAGAAGUGCCCCAGCCAGAUCCUCGACACGACCCUGUAG